CCAUCUCCUUGUACCAUUCGAGCCACAGCAGGGUCAGUAUAGACUUAAUUUAGAUGAUAAUAAUGGUAUGUUGUCAACAGUUUUGAAAUAUUAUGAGUAAUAUUCACACACUGGACAUUUUAUAGCCAUUGUUUUUGUGUUAAUGGAUAUUGGUGUCACUCGAUCAGAUCAUAGUAACUACCACUCGUAUUCUGUUGCCACUUGAAUCGCUAACGAUAGCCAGCUAGCAACAGGGUUCGUAAACGUUAUUUCAUCUGGCUACUUCAGCUAGCUAGGUAGCUAGCUAGGUAGCUAAAUGGAUAUGUUUGAUUUAGUGCCGUGACAGGAAUACUAAUAUUUAGUUCGUCCGAUUUCACUCCCACGAUAUCCCCUUACCCAACCACGAUUAUAAAGCCUUAGAAUUGAUCGCAUCUGAGCAAGGAGGAGGGAGUUAACGCUGCUGUUUUGGGACCCAAUGUCGCCGUGAGGAGAGAAGGGCAGGCUGAGACUGAUCACUCUGUAAACGAGUGGGGCCGAAAAAGAAAGAAACUGAAAGAGUGAGAGAACAAUACUCCAGUGUAACAGAUUUCAGUGGAACCCGACAGCCAGACGGUUGCCAUGUCGACCUCAUCGCUACGGCGACAAGUAAAGAACAUUGUUCACAACUUCUCAGAGGCCGAGAUCAAGGUGCGGGAAGCGACUUCCAACGACCCAUGGGGCCCCAGCAGCUCUCUGAUGUCAGAGAUCGCCGACCUGACCUAUAACGUGGUGGCUUUCUCUGAGAUCAUGAGCAUGGUGUGGAAACGCCUCAACGACCACGGCAAGAACUGGAGACACGUCUACAAGGCUAUGACUCUUAUGGAGUACCUGAUCAAGACGGGCUCAGAGCGUGUGGCUCAGCAGUGCAGAGAAAACAUCUAUGCUGUCCAGACCCUCAAGGACUUCCAGUUCAUCGACAGAGACGGCAAGGACCAGGGGGUGAAUGUGCGGGAGAAGGCCAAACAGCUGGUAACACUCCUGAAGGAUGAGGAGAGACUACGAGAGGAGAGGAUCCAUGCGCUUAAGACCAAAGAAAAGAUGGCACAGACCACCAGUGCGUCCUCGGCCCCCUCAGCGCCUGGCCUGGGGGGCGGGGCUCAAGGCUCCCACUCUGGAGGGGCGGAUCCGGAGCAGGCAUGGCCACAGAGCUCUGGGGAGGAGGACCUGCAGUUACAGCUGGCUCUGGCCAUGAGCAAGGAGGAGGCGGAACAGACUAGCGUGGCCCCUCUGGAGGACGCAGAGCUCCGCUAUGCACUCACACUCAGCAAGGAAGUACAAGAACAGGAGGAGAGGCUGCGCAGGGGGGAUGACCUGAGACUGCAGAUGGCCAUCGAGGAGAGCAGGAGGGAGAAGGCCAAGCCAGAGGAGAGUGCGUUAAUGGAGCUGAGUGCUGUGGACCCCUGGGGGGCUCCUGCUGCCGUCUCCGGGGGCUCUGCCGGCCCCUCUCCCCCUCCUUCAGUCCCUCUCCCAGCACCCUCUGGCCCCUGGGGCCUGGCCCCUGCGGAUCCCUGGGGGGCUUCAUCGCCUGCCUCACCCCCGGGCGUAGACCCAUGGGCAAGUGGCGGAGCAGCCCCCCCUACAAUACCCCCCCAGUCAGACCCCUGGGGGGAGACGGCGUCCUCCAAAGCCAACUCUGUGGACCCCUGGGGACCAUCGGCUGUGACCCCCCCCAGUGUCGACCCCUGGGGCCCCUCUGUGUCCCUCUCCACCUCUUCCUCUUUUGGGGGGCCAAUAGAUCCCUGGGCUGGGGACAGGGUUGACCCCAUCAUCACCUCUGACCCAUGGAGCGACCCUGCCAAACACACUAAUGGCACAGGACACUCAGAACUGCGAGGUCAGUUAACGGGUGAUAGUGCAGGUUCUCCGGUGCCCUUUGACCUCACGUCUCUGGGCACGUCACUUCCAGUCCGUAAGACUCCAGAGUCAUUUCUGGGACCCAAUGCAUCUCUGGUUGACCUGGACUCCCUGGUGUCAUCUAAGCCCAAACCGAAACAAGCACCUCCUCCCUCCAUCUCCUCCUCCUCUACACACAACCCCUUCCUCCAGACAACAGGCUCAUCUCCAGCCCCAGGCAUGGCAGUCACCCCAGGAAGCACCAUCUCCAGCAGGGGGGUCUCUCCAACGCCACCCCCCACCUCUAAUCCAUUCGGCGCAGCAGCCUCCAUGUCCUCCAUCUCCCCACAGCCCUCCACACUGGGGCUCAGUGGCCUCCGCUCCAGUCCUGUACCGCCCAACCCCAUGGCAUACCCUGGCAUAGCCUACGGGCCUAUGAGUAUUGGAGCACCAGUCCUGGGUAUGGGAAUGAUGCAAAGCCCCAUGGGAAUCUCCCCGUACGGCGGGCUCUCGCCCAUGGGUCCUCCUGGGUCUUCGCACUUCAUGGGGCCCGGAGGGGCUCCACCCCCACAGCUGAAUUUUGGGGGGCCUACAGGGGCGGCGGGUGUAAUGGGGGCCGGAGGAGCAGUGGGUGGAGGAGCAACAGGAGCCAGCACCAAUCCAUUUCUUCUUUGAGAACUUUUGGACACUGCCCUUUGCUGUUCAACACCCAAGUCCCCACCCGCCCACCUGAGCGAUACUCCCUGAACACAAACAGUUUUUGUCCAAAAAGAAAUCUGUGUACAUCUCUAUUUAAAGAAGAAAAAAAAAAA
This is a messenger RNA of Esox lucius (northern pike), 2663 nucleotides long. RefSeq names its product epsin 1 (gene epn1a). The record is from RefSeq and is a predicted model, not a curated record. The coding region runs from base 598 to 2526 and encodes 642 amino acids. Gene Ontology annotation, molecular function: clathrin binding; phospholipid binding. The transcript is spliced from 13 exons. Gene Ontology annotation, biological process: endocytosis. NCBI's taxonomy places the organism in Eukaryota, Metazoa, Chordata, Actinopteri, Esociformes, Esocidae. Gene Ontology annotation, cellular component: plasma membrane; endosome; clathrin vesicle coat.